Molecule: messenger RNA, 3455 nt
Organism: Pocillopora meandrina
Lineage: Eukaryota; Metazoa; Cnidaria; Anthozoa; Scleractinia; Pocilloporidae
Source: the annotation of a GenBank genome assembly
AUGGUGGAUAGUUGUUCGAGAGAAAAUGGAGUCCUGUGCAAUGUAGCACGAUCAUGGUCAUUGUUCCUUCACGACGAGAGUGAAUGGAAAAAUUUGGAAUCAAAUAUUACUUGAGGUGUUAAUGAAUUACACCAAACAUUUUGAUUUUAGCAGUUCUUUAACGGCAAGCUGUGUUGCAAGAUUCAUGAGUUGUUGAUUAGGCCGAUUGUAUUUUUCUGGAUUGGUUUGCUCGGUGCUAUCUCGAUCUCUAGAUGAAUGUCUGAUUAAAAUUAACUAUGGACGAUAUUGUAUAUGGUUCCGAUGGCUGGAGAAAGUGAUCUUGUGAAGUCGUUCGUGUUUGGCCAUGGACGAAUUCAGAUACCAUCGUUGGCAUGUUUAUUUGAUUUUGUUAUCUGGAAUGAAUGAUUUACGGAGGUAAGUUAAUAUGAUGUAAUCCACUAACGUCGAAAAUGUAUCAAGUCCAAGGAACAGUUUUGGUCUCAAUCCGCAUUUGUGUCGACAAAAUAAACACAUACUACUUAAAAGAUAAUAAUACGGACCACGUGCAAAGCUGUCAUUGUUUCUCAAAUAUUGCGUGCGUUAAAUAUUCAAUAGUGACAUCUCAUUUACAUCUACAUCUACUUUUAUUGUUAGUAAAAUCUGUACAGACAUCACACCAAACAACUCGUGCGCAAAGGGAGAAGACUAUACGAAGGCUUGAAAUUAUAUUAAGAUCGACUUUGAUCAAGAAACGGGCUAGGAAUAUUCCACAAUAGUGCAAAUAAUCGUGAAAGGUGUCACGGAGGAGCGAUUGCGUGACGCUCGGUAAGUUGUAAGAUAACAUGCUAUCACAUACCAGACGAAAAAACUCUUUAGAUUCUCAUUCUGCAUUUUGUAACCACUCUGCAGUCAACAUUUUGUACCUAGUCUACAUUUUGUAUCCGGUCUGCAGUCUGCAUUAUGUACUUACAGGUAUCCGUGGCACCAAUACAGUUUAUUUUCAGUUACAGUUAUUCGCACAACACAUACAAUCAACCAAAAAAUACCUGUGUGAGAUUUAAUUCGGCAUUUUCGUUCUUUUUCGCGUUAAUACUCUUCUUUCCUUUUGUAAAAAUGUAGACAUCACAUACAAUGUUUCAAGUAAUCCACCCACCCCCAAAAAAUAAUUCUUGCAUGCAUAGCAUGCCUAUGUUUUUUCAAACUGCUUUGUUUUUAUCAGCUCCCUUUUCCUUCUCAGCUUGUUAUUAUGAAUGCAAGGCAAAGGAAAAUGGAAUCAAAUACACAUGUAAUGAACUGAAGGUCCUGGGUCAUUUUUGAGUUAUUUAAAAAAAAGAUAAUAAUAACUCUAUGUUAGUGUCAGGAACCAUUAAGGUAUCUGUGGCACCAAUACAGUUUAUUUUUGGUUACAGUUAUUCGCACAACACAUACAAUCAACCAAAAAAUACCUGUGUCUGAGUUUACUCGACAUUCUUGUUCUUUUCUGUUAUAAUACUCUUUCCUUUUGUAAAAAUGUAGACAUCACUUAAAAUUUUUCAAUUCAUCCACCCAUCCAAAAAAUAACAGAGCAUGCCUAUGUUUAACAAAAGUCAGUAUGAUUGAAGUGAAAUGCAGAUGUAUUUAGAAACCACUGUUUACCAGGGUAUCAUUGGAGAACACAGCAAAAUAAACCAGAAGAACAGCUAUCAUGGCAAACAUCAGUGUGCCUAAGUUUUGGGAGUCCAUCAGCAAUUCCACAAGAGGUAUGCUUCCGAUCUGCCAAUCAUAGCUCAACACACUCAAUGAUAAAAGCAACCAAGAGUUGAAUGCAAUCAGAUAUGAGUAAGUCAUGAUGUGAGAACUGAGACAGUCUGAAAAUGAGGAAGGGUUGUCCUGAAGUGUAAAAUGUGGUAGAUUUCCUCCAAGCAUCCAUACUCUGAAUGCCAUGAGACAAAAAACCAGUGGCUAAAAAAGAAAAACAUCCAGGUUUACCUCAAGUGAGUAAAAAGGGUAUUAACUCUGAACAUAAUCAGCUAGGUCAUUUGCUUUUUUCAACUCUUUUCUCAAAAUCCCUACAAAACUUUAAAUCCUAAAUAUAUGCCUCCACACUGUCAAAUCACAUUACACUUUUUAGAAACAAAUUUACUAGCACUUACAGACACAGAGAGAACAAUUGAUACAGUUCUUUCUCCAACAACUCUGCUGGUAAAUACAGUCAAACAGGAACAUGGGUUGUUUUUAUUUCAUAAAAACUUCCUAAAAGAUAGUUGAACAAAGAUUUAAAACAUACAAAUGGCAAACAAUACUCUUGAAAAGAGGAUCCACUUGUUUCAUGAAAUAACUUCUUUCUUUCUUCCUUUUUCACUAAAAAUUGCUUUUUCUUGAUUUUUUUCUAUCAACUUGAGGUUCAGGCUAUUUCCUCUAGACCCUUUAACUUUCAUGAGUGACCAAGACAGAAUUUCUCCUUACUAUAUCUAUAAAAAAUCAUAAAAACAAGAGAUGAGAAUAAAGAAAAAUAUCAAUUAUGGGAUUACUAGUUGAUCCAAUACCAAAUUCUCCAAACUUACAUAAUGAGAAUUGUUUGGCAGACAGUAAAGAGAAUUACUUAUGAGAUCUUAGGAGUUAAAGGGUAAAGAACAUUUUUAAGUCAUUUAAUGUCACCUAAACUGUAGCUCCAAUGUCUUGUGAUCUCUCAUAGUUUUUUUGUACUCAGCAAGUAAGGCAACAGUUCACAGAAGUUCCAAUGUAAUUUAUAUGAUAAACUGAAUCAUGUGCAGUUUGAUCCUCGUGAUCUAUUGGAGGAAAGAUGCAUAUAUGAUGUUUAGAUUAAUAACCUUUUGCUUUUUCAUUGCAUAAAACAAAUAGAUUCCCUGUUUCAUGGAAUAGUUAACAACAGAUCUUAGAAGUUUGAAGGUUGCGAAAGAGUGGCAUGACCUGAACUUACAGCUUCUGUAUGGACAAGAUGUGUAGCAAAUAGAAUUCCCGCGAUAAAUGCAAAUAUACUGGACUUGAAGGCCACCACCUUGCACACACAAGUAUACAACAGACAAACAAAUCUGUGAAGAACAACAUUGACCACAUGGUAUCCAAAAGGUUUUAACCCAUGUAUCAUGAAAUUUCUGUGAAAGGUUAAGACACAAAGCAGUCUGUGCAACUUAUGGCUUGUAUUACUCUAAUUUGGCUUGCCCCUGAAGUCAUUAGAGAGUAUGUUCAGCAGCAGAGUUUCAGGGUGAAUGUCCAUGUUUUCUUUGAUCACAAAAAUAUCAUCAAAAAAUGUCAUCAAAAAAAGAAAUUGCCCAGUAUAAUGUGGGCAGUGUAAUGUGGAGAGAGCUUAUUAUGAAGGGUUUGUCAUCAAACAGUCCAAUCUGGAGGCAGAGAGAUGGUUUCUUGAAGCAGCAAGAGAUGGUAAACCUACAGGCAGUAUAAAGGCUCAAACAGUAUUGGGUUUGUUCUACUCCAGACCUGGUGAAGACUCUUUUGACUUACAGAAGGUUGGUUAG